AUGAAGGACGGAUCGUUUAGUUACCUACACCUAUCUAACCCCAACAUAGCCACGUAUAUUGAAACAUGGCACAACGAGCCAAUGCCAUUUGAUGAUAUAGAGCCGCCACAAAUUCACAAUAACAAACAAAACGGUGGCGGCAUAAAGAAUGGAGAGGUGCCACUGUUGGAUAAUGAGGAUGAUGACCCACUUCAGGGUAACCAAGCUUUUGGUGUAGCUGGUAAUAGUAGUGGCGGUGGCGGUGGCGCAGGUGGUAGUGGCGCAGGAGGCAGAGGUUUGAAAGGAAAUGGAAGUGGUGCACACAAUCAGUGGAUGGAUUUGCAAUUACAUGAAGUGUUUAAAGAAGAUAUCAAGAGAUUUCAGGAUACGACAAUUUUACCCAAUAUAGAACAAAGGGAGUAA
Messenger RNA from Lodderomyces margitis, 402 nucleotides. It is a transcript of the gene CTA6, whose product is annotated as Cta6p. The record is from RefSeq and is a predicted model, not a curated record. The transcript has a single exon. NCBI's taxonomy places the organism in Eukaryota, Fungi, Ascomycota, Pichiomycetes, Serinales, Debaryomycetaceae. The coding region runs from base 1 to 402 and encodes 133 amino acids.